UGGCGGGAAUGGGCAACAGCUGACUUGCUGAAGAAGAAGACGACGAGGAAGAAGACUGACUGUCAUUUCAGUUCUUUUGCGGCUGUGAUUAAUAUUGCUUUGUAUUAAUGGUUAAGAUUGUUUUAUAUAAACCGUUAAGUUUUAUUUAACGUGACAUGGUGGUUAGAUCAAGCACUCAUCGUACCUUCAGCUUUUUUAAGCCGCAAACAUUGGCAGCGUAACACGUUUGAGAUUAGAAUAACAUCACCUCUGAAACUGGCAUGCUGUUCGAGAACAACCUGAAGCUCGUGCGCAUGUGCGGCAGGAGUGUGUGUGAAGCGCUGAAACAGCGAGCACACAAACACAAGACAGUCCCGCUGUCGGAGAAGAAGCUGACCCGGUAUUUCGUGGACCAGCGCAGGGUGAAGGUGGCGGCAGGGCGGGGGGGUGACGGAGCCUCCAGCUUCCACAGUGAGCCCUGGAAGGAGUGGGGGGGUCCGGACGGGGGGGACGGAGGAGCCGGAGGAGACGUCAUCAUCAGAGUGGACCGGCAGCUGAAGUCCCUGUCCUCCGUGUCAACAGUGUACCGCGGGCAUGACGGAGUGGCAGGAAGCAGUAAAAACUGCUACGGACGCAAUGGCAGACCCACCUACAUCUCAGUUCCUCUGGGCACGGCUGUGAAGGAAGCGGGUGAGUUGCUGGCGGACCUCUCUUUCCACGAGCAGAUGUUCACCCUGGCGUACGGAGGGGCCGGUGGGAAGGGGAACCGCUUCUUCCUGUCGAACGAGAACCGGGCGCCGAUGACGGCUACGGCGGGAGAGAAGGGCCAGGAGCGAGAGGUUCAGCUGGAGCUGCGCACCAUGGCUCACGCCGCACUGGUCGGCUUUCCAAACGCAGGCAAGUCCUCUCUCCUGCGAGCGAUCUCUAACGCCCGGCCGGCUGUGGCCCCGUACCCCUUCACCACUCUCAAACCUCACGUGGGCAUCGUCCAGUACAGAGACCACGAGCAGGUGGCAGUGGCGGAUAUUCCCGGGCUGAUCCCUGGAGCUCAUCUGAACCGUGGGCUGGGUGUGUCUUUCCUGCGGCACAUCGAGCGCUGCCGUGUCCUGCUGUAUGUGCUGGACAUGUCGUGUGCGGAGCCCUGGGUUCAGCUCCAGCAGCUGAGCUUCGAGCUCGACCAGUACAGCCCUCAGCUCUCCCUCAGACCGCACGCCGUCGUGGCCAACAAGAUGGACCUGCCGGGGGCCAGGAGGAGCCUGGAGGCCCUGAGGAGCCGCGUCCCGCUCACGGUCAUCCCGGUGUCUGCACUGACCGGGGAAAACACCGCAGAGCUGGUCCUGCACCUGCGGCGGAUGUACGACAGCGAGCUCUCGUAGCAAGCGUGUGCCUCCUGCCUCCAUCAUCCGAUUCUACACACACACGUGUGGCUGUAACCAGAAUCAGAGAGCUAAACACCAUGCAGGUUACACAUGUGCCGUUACGAGUCUUACACAUGCAUCGUCAUGAAGAGCAGAGCUGCUGGGAUUCAUCAUCUCUGAACAAACCCGGAUCCUCUUCAUGCCGGCUCUCGCCUCUUUACUUCGCACUGCUGAA
This is a messenger RNA of Pimephales promelas (fathead minnow), 1572 nucleotides long. The record is from RefSeq and is a predicted model, not a curated record. NCBI's taxonomy places the organism in Eukaryota, Metazoa, Chordata, Actinopteri, Cypriniformes, Leuciscidae.